AUGACUCCCUCCCAGCACAACCGCGACCCGCACGAGCCGGUGGCUAUCGUAGGCAUGGGAUGCCGAUGGCCGGGUGGUGUCCAUGACACGUCUCAGUUUUGGGAGUUCUUGCGCAACAAGACGAACGGCUGGAAGGAAUUCGACGAACCGCGCUUCUCAACACAGGGUUUCCAUCAUCCAAACCCCGAUAGACCGGGUUCCAUGUCCAUGAAAGGCGCCUUUCUCGCUAAAGAGGACGCCCGGCUGUUUGACCACUCCUUUUUCGGCAUGACAGGCCUCGAAGUAGAGACGAUGGACCCGUCCCAGCGCAAGUUGCUCGAGGUGUCGUACGAAGCUAUAGAGAAUGCUGGAGAGACAUGGGACAGCGUCUCUGGGUCUCGCACCGGAGUCUUUGUCGGCAACUUUUGCUUGGAUCACUGGAUGAUCCAGUCGCGCGACUGGGAUAACCCAAGACCGUACGCCUUCACCGGUGCUGGCACCAGCAUCCUCGCCAACCGCAUCAGCUACAUCUUCAACCUUCAGGGGCCAAGCCUGACUGUUGACACAGCCUGUUCGUCAUCAAUGUAUGCUCUUCACCUGGCGGUCAACUCGAUCCGAGCCGGGGAUUGCGAUGCCGCAAUUGUGGCAUCCGCCAACUGGAUUGCGGAUCCCGGCGUCCAGAUCGCCCUCGACAAACUUGGCGCGCUUUCUGCGUCGUCGCGGUGUCACACCUUUGAUGCCAGGGCCGAGGGCUACGCCCGAGGAGAAGGGUACGGGGCCAUCUACCUGAAGAGGCCGUCGCUGGCCGUCGCCGACAGCUCGCCCAUCCGCGCAAUUAUCCGGGGGACCGCCAUCAACUCCAACGGCCGGACGGGCGGUAUCACCAGGCCGAGCGCUCGUGGCCAGGAGAUGGUCAUCCGGGAAGCCUACCGCAGCGCCGGCGACCUCCCUUUCCGCGACACCAGCUACUUCGAGUGCCACGGAACGGGCACCUACGUCGGUGAUCCGAUCGAGGUGGCCGCCCUGGGGAGGGUGUUCGCCCCCGAGAGGUCCGCCGACGACCCUCUUCUUGUCGGCUCUGUCAAAAGCAACGUGGGCCACGGUGAAGGUGCCAGUGCUCUGGCAUCCAUCAUGAAGGUAGUGCUCUCUCUCGAGAACGGCGCCAUUGCCCCCUUGUUCGACCUUCAGACAAGAAACCCCAACAUUGAUUUCAAAGGCGCCAACGUCCUGCCGGUGACAGAGGUCACCCCGUGGCCCAAGGGCCGACCCCAAAGAGCAAGCAUCAACUCGUUUGGGUACGGUGGCGCCAACGCUCACUGCAUCAUAGAGCAUGUCAACAUCAUGCUGCCCGAUUAUGUAGCCCCUGGCGUCUAUCAACGCAAAGCCAACGGUCAUACCAAUGGUCAUACCAACGGUCAUACCAACGGUCAUACCAACGGCCACACCAACGGUUACGCCAACGAAACUCGCCAGGAGGAGCCAAGGGAACCUCUUUUGGCCAUCCAAAAGCCAACCUUGGCUGCCUCGCCCAACGCAGCCACACGCCAGCUUGUACUCUUGCCGCUCUCGGCCCACACGGAACGUUCUUUCGAAUCGAACCUCGCCGCCUUGUCGCGGGUCAUCGACAAGGUCCCUCUGGCAAACGUCGCGUACACCCUCGCUUCCAGGCGCUCGAGGUUCGCCCAACGGUCAUUCCGCAUCGUGGACAGGGACAGCGUCGCCCAGGGACUCGCGACGCCUCACAAGAUUACGCGGGCGCCUUUGCAGACGGCCAACCUGGGCUUUAUCUUCACCGGCCAGGGAGCACAGUGGCACCGCAUGGGACGCGAGCUGUUUGAGUUCCGUGUCUUCCGAAAAGCCAUAGAGGAUCUCGACCGCGUCCUCGGCUCGCUCGCGAACCCCCCCUCGUGGUCCCUGCUCAGCAUCCUCUCCGGGGACUGCGAAGACGUCGCACUGGUCCAGACCGCCGAAAUAUCCCAGGCCGUGUGCACCGCCGCGCAGAUCGGUCUUGUCGACCUACUUGCCUUGUGGUCCAUCAGGCCUUCCGGUGUUGCCGGGCAUUCAUCCGGAGAGAUAGCGGCGGCAUACGCUGCUGGCCGCAUCACAGCGGCCGAGGCCAUUGUGGCUGCAUACUUUCGUGGCCAGGCGGUCGCGAGGAACAGCCAACAGGGCGCAAUGCUGGCCGUGGGUCUCGGAGUCGAGCAGGUGUCACCGUACCUCGACAGCAGAGAAGACGAAGUCAAAGUCGCAGCUAUCAACUCCCCAGGUAGCGUGACUUUAUCCGGGGAACCGGCCGCCAUCAGGGACAUCUCUGCAGCCAUGACGGCGGACGGCGUCUUCAACCGUCCACUUCAAACCGGCGGCAAUGCCUAUCACUCACACCACAUGCUGCCAAUCGGACGGGAGUACUCGGAGAUGCUCGCCAAGGGACUCGAAAGCGUCCAAGACAUUGGGCCGGACUCUCCAAGGAGGGGUCGCUACGAACCUACUUUGUGGAUAUCGUCAGUGACACCUGCCAAGAGCACCACCGAGUUCGGCGAUGCGGCAUCGUACUGGAGAGCUAAUCUAGAGUCUCCAGUCCUCUUCUCAGAGGCGGUUACGAGGCUCGUGAGCAGAGAAGAUGUUCCCAUUAACGUGCUUGUGGAGAUUGGUCCUCACCCGGCAUUGAAGACACCCUUAGAGCAGAUCCUGAAGGAUGCCGGCAAGACCGUCGCGUACGCAUCGACGUUGAAGCGACAAGAGGAUGGUCGUCGCUCGGUGCUGCAGUGCGUCGGUACCUUAUUUUGUCUCAACGCAAGCGUCGACCUCGCUGCUGUCAACGCUGUCGACAUCGCAGAUUGGUCAGGGUUGGAACACGGCCAUGUCAGCUCCGACCUUCCACCAUACCAGUACACCUACGGGGGCCUGAACUACCACGAGAGCCGGGUCAGUAAGGAGUAUCGCUCUCGGUCCAUCCUCAGGCACGAUCUCCUGGGUUCCAAAGUUGCCGGCAACGCUAAACUGCGGCCUCAAUGGCGGAACAUACUCCGCAUAAAAGACGUCCCGUGGCUGGGUGAUCAUCGCCUUGUGCCAGAUGCCGUGCUGCCAGCGGCAGCGACUUCGGGCGUCGAGGGCUUCUCGCUUCGUAACAUGGAUAUCAAGAAGAAAUUGGUCAUCCCAGAAGAUGACUACGGCGUCGAGAUCCUGACGAGCAUGGAGCUGGUUGACGAGUCCCCGUCCCAGCCCCCGGCAUGGGCGACCUUCUCAAUCAGCUCUGUGAAGCGCGAUACGGACGAAUGGACGGAGCACAGCACCGGCCGCAUCAAGAUCCAUCAAGCCGGGGCUGAUAAGCACAUCGUCGACAAGCAUCAAGUCCAUCACGCUUCACGGGCCGUUGACGCCCAACUAUGGUACAACAAGUUCCUCGACAUUGGCCUCGGCUACGGCCCGGUCUUCCAACCGCUGUCUGACAUCCGUAUCGACCCGAUCUCUGGCGCCACCGUGGCGACUGUUGACCUCCAGCCAUCUUCUUCCUCUUCUGCUCUGGCGGGAGGCGAAUCACGAUAUCCGGUCCACCCGGCGUCCUUGGACGGGGCCAUCCAGCUGGGGCUGAUUGCCUGCCACAAAGGCCGGCCGGACGAGGCCAGCACGGCCUUCCUGCCGGUCCAGAUUCCCCGGCUCUACAUCUCGAACGGCAUCGCGCAAGAAGUGUGCACUGUCACUGCGCGAGGGACGAGGCGGGGGAUCCGCAGCGCCCACCUCGACUUGCAGAUGCUCGGCCCCGACGGCGAGGUCCUCGUCAGCGUGGAGAAGCUGCGUUGCGUCAGCUACUCCGGCGACGUGAGAGCUGCGGGAGCCGACGAUGACGACCUGGCUUUCAGCAGCCCGUUCACGCGGCUCGUCUGGAGGCCCGAUAUCCGCACGCUCACAAACCCACAGGCCCGCCAGUUGUACCCGCCGCCCGAACAAAACGUGCAGAGGGCGCCUCUCUGGGGAAUCACGAACAGGGUGGCUCAUCUGGUUAUCCUUAGCAUAUACGAAAGCUUCGGGAAGCGGGUAGCAGACGCACCUAGGCCUUCCGGCGACGUCGGCCACUUCUUUGACUGGGUCAAGAGGAAGGCCCAGAGCGACGACUCGGACGAGAUGAGGGAGGCCAGGGAGCUGGCAGCGGCGACGGCGGAGGGCGGCCUCCCGGACAAGAUUGACGAGCUGGUCGCCCAGGCCGGCGAUGUCGUGGAGGUCCAGAUCGCGAAGCUCCUUCAUGACAACGCGGCCGACAUCCUGUUCGAGCUCCGGACCGGCAUGGACGUCAUCAUCGGCGCGGGCCUCCUGACGCCUCUCUACCAGAGCGGCUUGCUAAUGACGGGCAUCUAUCCGCAGCUGUCGCACGUCCUGGAGGGUCUCGCCCACGCGAGCCCGAACGCGCGCGUCUUGGAGAUCGGGGGCGGCACGGGCGGCGCCACGCGCAUCGCGAUGAAAGCCUUCGCCGGCACCAACGGCGUCAAGGCAUACAGAGACUACACGUUCACCGACAUCUCUGCCGGGUUCCUCUCGUCGGCGCGCGAGUCCCUGGCCGGGCUCCACGACAUGCACUUCUCGGUGCUGGACGUCGAGGCGGACCCCCUGAGUCAGGGGUAUGAAGCGCAGGCGUACGACCUCGUCAUCGCAUGCCAGGUCCUCCACGCCACGUCCAACAUGCACAGAACUCUAUCGCACUGCCGCCGCCUUCUCCGUCCGGGCGGCAAGCUUGUGCUGGUGGAGACGAACCGCAACUUCACCGUGCCCGGCAUCGUCGUGGGCACUUUCACGGGCUACUGGGCCGGGAUCCCCGACGGCCGCGUGGAUGCCCCGUUCCAGAGCUUGGCCGCCUGGGAAUCCUCGUUGCGAGACGCGGGCUUCUCGGGCCUCGACCUGGUGCUCGAUGAUUUCCCGGACCCGCACAACACCACUUCAGUCAUGGUAUCUACGGUCCUAGCAGAGCCGAAGGCGCCGCCGCCUCCUCCUCCGUCUGCCGCGGUUCACGUGCUCCACGGCAGCAGCGGGGAGUCAUUCAUGCGGCACAUUGCCGAGGAGCUGGAGCGUCGGGCAUUUGAGGUGAGGACUGGCCCGCUCGACGCCGCACCCGACUCCGUCACGCCGGGAUCCCGCGUGGUGGCCCUGUGCGACGACGAGCAUCUCCUGGCCAACGGAGCCGACGAGCAGGGCUUGCGCGUGUUCCAGCUUCUUUCGCGGACUGCCUCGAGUAUGCUCGUUGUUACGAGCUGCGGCGUCGCCAGGGGGCGCAACGCGGACGGCGCCGUGCUCCCCGGCCUGCUGCGCGUCCUCCAGAACGAGAACCCCGCGAGCCGAUACGUGUUGGUCGACGUGGACGCGGACGACUUUAACAUGGAUCCCACUGAGACCGUAGAUCUCGCCCGCAAGAUCGCUCAGCUGCUCGAGGAUGGGCUCGACCACGGCGGGCGCCCAGCGGCGGAAGACGACGGGGAGACGGAGACGGGUCCAGAUCCGGACUGUGAGUUCACCUGGCAAGACGGCUGCCUGUGGGUCAGCCGCCACAUCCCUGACGGGGGUUUCCACUCGCAGCACGGCCUCGACGGCCGCAAGCUGAAGCCGGAGCUGCUGCCGCUCGGUACCCACGACGGGGGCGUCCGCGCCGCGUUCGAAACGCCCGGGGUGCCCGGCUCGCUGUACUUUAGGCCGUACGACGAGCUCCACCGGCCGAUCCCGCCGGGAUAUAUGGAUGUCACCGUCGAGGCCGUCGGCGUGAGCGACAGGGACGUGGAAACGUGGACGGGACGUCGGGACGGAGACCACUUCUCGUCCGAGUACGCGGGCGUCGUCAUCUCCGUCUCCGGGCCCGGCCCCACUUCUGAUCACGACUCCGAGGGCGCGGGACCCACCCACGGCUUUCGGGUCGGCGACCGCGUCUACGGCCUGGGUAAAGGGCAGCUCGGUAACCGCACACGCGUCCCGGCCGCCUUCGCCUGCAAGCUCGCGCCGGGCCACGAUAUCGUGGGGGCAGCCUCGAUGCCCCUGGCGUACGCGACGGCGGUGUACGCCCUGGACCACGUCGCCCAUCUGCGAAAGGGCCUGUCGGUGCUCGUCCAGGCGGGCGCCGGCGACGCGGCGACGGCGUCCAUCAUCCUGGCGAAGGCCAAGGGGGCCGAUGUGUUUGUCGUCGCCGAAACGCCCGAGCAAACCAGCUUUCUCGUCGACAACCUGGUCGUUCCGGCUUCGCACGUCAUCGAGGGGCACGGCUUAGAUCGGCUCCGGCAGGCCGCACGCAAGACUCGCAGAGGCGGGUUCAACGCCGUCAUCUGCACUUCCGACUCCGGCAGCGACGUCCCGUCCGCGCUGUUGGAGGUGCUGGCGCCCCUGGGACGGCUCAUCGACAUCGGAGGCCGUGGGGCCGACUCGCAGACGCUUGAAUUGCUUCCGCCCAUGGCAACCUACUCCGUGAUCGACGCCCUCGCCAUUCUCGACGCGGACCCGUCUCUUGGCGCAGAGCUCAUGGAGAGCGUGGGCGACUACCAUCGCAAAGGCCUCAUCGGGCCUCUCCCGGGGCUCACCGCGGUCGAUGUCGGCCGCCUGCCCUCGGCGCUGCGCGACGUGGCCGACAAAGCGCCGGAAAAGCUCGUUGUCGGCUUCCAGGACCUCGGGAGCCUCGUCCGGAUGGUCACACCAGCCCCGGCUGCCAGGCUCGACCCGGAGGCCUGCUACGUCGUGACCGGAGCCCUGGGCGGCGUGGGGCAGUCGCUGGUCGGAUGGAUGGCCGACCGGGGCGCGAGGUACCUGGUGCUCCUCUCUCGACGCGCAGCUACGAGCGUCCCCGGGGCUGCAGAGCUCAUCUCGUCGCUCGCCGGCCGCGGCAUCCAGGUCGAGUGCUUCUCCUGCGACGUCAGCAACAAGCAGGACGUGGCCGAUGUCAUGCAGCGCGUCUCGUCGCGCCGGUCCGUCAAGGGCGUCGUCCACGCCGCCGUCUCAUACCUCGACCUCAGCUUUGAUAAGGUCGAGGCCGGUCGGUGGCGCGAAGGCCUGGCGGCCAAGGUUCAGGGCACCAGGAAUCUGCACGAGGCCACGCUGGCGAUGCCCCUCGACUUCUUCGUCAUGAUCACCUCGGCCCUCUCGCUCUACGGCUUCGCAACGCAGGGCGCGUACACGGCCGCCAACAGCUUCCAGGACGCUUUCGCGAGGUACCGCCGACGGCUGGGCCUCCCCGCGUCGACCGUGUCUUUCGGCCUCAUCAGAGAGGCCACGGCCGUGGGCACCGACGCGACAACGAUCGACCUGUUCGAGCGCAACCGGGCGGCGACGCUGAGCGAGUCCCGGUUCCUGACGCUCCUCGGGCCCGCGUUCCUCGACAACCAGACCUCACACGCCGCGGACCCGGCCCAGUGGUCCGGCCGGCAGCAAGACCCCCUCUCAUGCGCGAACCUGCACACGUACCUCGACCCGCGGGCAAUGGCCAGGAAGAGUGGCAAGGCCUCUUCGUCUGCGGCUGGCGUUGCUCCGCGCUGGCACGGCGACGCGCGCGCCUCGCUGAUGAUGCGCGCCGCACGCGACUGCCAGCAGCUCUCCGACCAGCUCGACGGCUCCCCCGGCGAAGCAUCACUCAGCACUACAGCGCUCCUGCGUGCCGAGUUGGCGGCGGCCAUCGCGGAGGGGGCGGCUGGACGGUCCUCCGCCGUCGCUCUCGCGCAGGGCGCCAUCGUCAAGGCGGUCGCCGAGAUGCUGUUUAUCGACGCCGAGAGCAUCGACCCGGCUAAAUCGGUCGCGGACCUGGGCGUCGACAGUCUGAUUGCGGCCGAGCUGCGCAACUGGUUCCUGCAGGCGCUCGGGGCCAAUAUUAGCAUGCUGGACCUGCUCGACCCGGCCGUGGGUAUCAGCAGGCGGGCUGCCGACAUCGUCGACGGGGCAUUGUCACAGUCUUCGAAGGCAUGA
Molecule: messenger RNA, 7899 nt
Organism: Colletotrichum aenigma
Lineage: Eukaryota; Fungi; Ascomycota; Sordariomycetes; Glomerellales; Glomerellaceae
Gene: sol1-1
Product: Prosolanapyrone synthase
Exons: 5
Coding region: 1-7899 (2632 amino acids)
Biological process (GO): fatty acid biosynthetic process; secondary metabolite biosynthetic process
Molecular function (GO): phosphopantetheine binding; fatty acid synthase activity; oxidoreductase activity
Source: RefSeq, a predicted model, not a curated record